AUGCCUUCGUUUUGUCUAAUCGUUGGAUGUUCCAACGAUAAAAAGAGACGUCCAGACCUUAGUUUUUGUAGGGUGCCUAAAGUUAUUACUAGUCAAGGCGAGCAGACGGAAAUUUUGUCGAAUGAACGGCGAACUAGAUGGUUAGCGGCCAUAAGUCGUGAUGACUUAACAGAAAGCAAGCUUGAGAACGACCGUGUUUGUGGAAUUCAUUUUCACUCUGGAAAAGCAGCUUCCCUCUGGGAUAAAUUCAAUCUAGACUGGGUGCCUAGCUUGCAUUUGGGCCACAGCAAGUUAAAGAGUUCAGACCAACAAGAGAAACAACAGGAAAGAGCCCAGAGAGUAAGAGAAAGACGUAAACGCGAGAGGGAGCGUGAAGAACAGGUUCAGGCUGUGAAAGAAAAAAAGGCAAGGGAAGAUGAAUCAGAAGCCCAUGGCGAUAGAAUCAGGGAUAUUUCUUUCGCGGUUCAAGAUGAAGAAGAUUUGGCAGAGGUUCCAGAGGAGGAGGAAGAGGGGAACAACAUGGCCACGCAAACUGAGCCAAGCGAACUCACGCAAUCACGGUCAACGCAAACCGAGCAGUGUGAUUACAUGUUUCGAACGCCUAAACCUUGGAUGCCAGAAAAAUCCACCGUAUUUGAACAGGAAUUUUUUGAGGGAGAUGACGGUAAAGUUCGCUUUUACACUGGAUUACCCUCGUGGGAAGUUUUAAUGAAAACAUUCUCCUUUGUAUCUCCACAUGUCAACAGACGCUCCCUGUCAUUGAGUAAAUUUCAGGAGUUUGUUCUGGUGUUGAUAAAACUACGACUGGCCGUCCCACACCAAGAUCUUGCUUAUCGUUUUGAUGUUUCUAGAACUGUUGUUUCUCGUAUUAUUGUUACCUGGUUAACUGUCAUGGAUGUUCGUUUAUCUCCUUUAAUUUCCUGGCCAAGUCGGGAACAGCUUCAAAGAACAAUGCCGAAAUGUUUCAUUGACUCUUUUGGUCUAAAGACAAGUGUGAUCAUUGACUGUUUCGAGAUAUUUAUUGAUAGGCCAUCCAAUCUUUUAGCAAGAGCACAGACCUUUUCGAACUACAAACACCAUAACACUGCGAAAGUGUUGAUUGGGAUAACACCACAAGGAACAAUAUCAUUUGUUAGUGAGGCCUGGGGGGGGCGCACAUCAGACAAAUUUCUUACAGAGAACUGUGGCUUUUUAAAAAAUUUACUUCCUGGGGAUCUUGUCCUUGCAGACAGAGGUUUCACUGUCCACGAGCAGGUGUGGUUUCACCAGGCAGAACUGAACGUCCCUGCAUUUACCAGGGGCAAACAACAGCUGGAUCCAGUUGAUGUAGAAAAGACACGUAAAAUCGCCAAUGUCAGAAUUCAUGUGGAGAGAGUUAUUGGAAUUCUGAGACAAAAGUACACAAUCUUACAAAGUACUCUGUCAACUGACUACUUAGCAUGUGAGGACAAGAGCAAAGCCCCACUGAUUGACAAGAUAAUUCGAGUUUGUGCUGCCCUUGUUAACCUCUGUCCUCCUAUUGUGAGUUUUGAUUGAUUUCUUUAAUGGGUAAUAACUCGUCAAGUUGUCCGAAUUAGCCAUACAUCUUGCCUGAGCCCCAGUCCAUUUACGGUACACCUAAAUACAUAGCCAAGAAGUGUAGCAAGCUUGUUAAAAGUGUGGUUGUCAAAUCCUUCAAGACCUGCGGUAUUUCCAAUGCCUUGGACGGAACAGAGGACGACGUGGUCUACUCUGAGGAAACCCCAGAAGUAGACGAUGAAGACAUAGAAGAGAACGAGUUCUAGACAGACAGCGAAAACGAAACGGAUGGCGAGUAAACUAUUGGGUUGAAAGCCCUUGCACAUAUCCGUCAAACGGCUCCUUUAGGAGCCACCAAUUUCAUAAAAGUGAAUAACCAAUAUUCAGAAGUUAUUUUUGUUGUGUUUUAUUACUUCUGCUUCAUUGCUAACUUGACUACAAGCCGGGGGGGUAAAGUUAUUCAGUAACUGUAUAUUUUUAAAAUGUAAAACCCUCGGCUACAAGCCAAACCCCGUUCUCCGUGAAAAAUCUCCCAAAAUUUUGGGUCGAAAACUGGAAAAAUCGCUCGGCUUAUAGGUGAAGAAAUACGGUAGUUGUUGUUACUUAAGCCUGAAAAGUAAUAUGCAUGAAAAGAGGGUGAUUAAAAACACUGCAGCUCUAUAGGGAGUCAGCUGCAAAUCCAUUCAAGCAAGAUGAGUUUCAGGGCCCGGUUGUUCGAACGCCAGUUAGCACUAACCCCGGGUUAAAUUCUAACCCCGGUUUCUUUUUCUUUUGUUCAAAAGGAUUUUCUCAGAUAAUUUUCUCUGUUAUUUUCAAGAGUAUCCAAUCAUCAACUUGUUGACAAAAAGAAUUAAACUGAAUUUACUUUUUAAGCUUUAAUGUCUGCGUUCAAAUUUCGCACUAACCCUGGGUUAUCUUAACGCAGCUUCGAACAACCCGGCCCAGGUGACCAACCUUGACUGUAAACUCACGACUUAAUGGUUGAAAAAAAUAAGGAUUAUUGAGAAAAUGUAAACAUUUCUUACAUGGUAAUGAUUCACCCUUGUCACAAGCUUCAGCAGGUUCACAAACAUUUUUUUAUUCAAAUAAGUUUUGAUCAGUAUGGUAAAACAUUUGGUUAAAAAAAAAUGCCUCUUACCAACUAUCUUCAAAGGAUUGACCUAAACCUACCCCAAGCACACACGCAAGCCAAGGUGGUCAUCCAAUCACUUCGCAGUGAGCCUAACAACGAGUUCUGGAAUAAGCUGUAUCAAUGGCAGUUUCUGUCGCGGCAAAGCAUGAUGUCCUAGUUUGUAAACUUAGAGUAGCUGGCCGAGAGUUGAAUCGAGAAAAUGUUCCAUCAGAUUCAGUUAGUGACUAGUGACUAACGAGCAGACUAACGUCCACGUCCAAAUCUAAUAAUACAAAAGAAAACCCUGCAAUCUCUCGUGUGACUCAAACAGGAAAUUUCUACAUCCUAGUGAACUCUUCUUACCAUUCAAUGUCAAGUAAUGCAGAUGCCCAAUUUGCUAAUUAUGCUCUUAACUGGGGUUAAUGAGCCCUAAGGGAGUACUGGUUCUUUCCUCACUUGUCCCUAGUGUACUCUACUCUCCUCACCCUUGCAAUCAAGGCUCAUGUAGUAGUCAACGGCUCACCGUUAAGCUCGAAGUACUUUCACUUUUACAAUGUUAAAGUGGUUGCAAAAGCUUCCAGUAAAUUUCCACAACAUAACAUGAUUCUCACCUGUCUCACCUUAUGUAAACCCCUCAUACAAAUAGUCAGCCACAUUUCAGCUUUGUUCUUCAAGCAAGUGCCUAAGCUCGCACUCUUUAAGACUGGAAGCAAGUGGAAGCUGUCUUCUGUAAUCGCUAUGGUUGUGCUUUGUCCUGCACAUUUUCCGUGUUAAUUUCGUUAUUUUCUCUCAUAGUUUGUUACAUUAUAUUAUUCAUUAUGUUGCCACCACUUUAGCCAUAUUGCCUCCGCCAUUAGCUCGAUGUAAAAACUAAAUCCUAAAUGUUUCUACCUUUUACUUUUCUUACUUACAUAUUGGUGGCAGGGAAGUGCACCCUGGGAUGAACUUUACCCCACAGUAUGUGGGAUAGCCCUCCUUAGCAACAGGUCCGGAUUCCUUACUCCAAGAUGGUACAACUCAACAUCUGACCUAUUCUCCUUCCAGCAGGGCACCCCUCAUCUGGUCCACCCUCUGUCACACCCUAAUGUAGGGUUAAAAACACUUCUUGAAAGUUAACAUUCAUCUGUGUGUCAACAGUGCUAUGAAAAUCAGUUGCUUCGGAAAAUUUAGGUUUAAAUCGUUUAGUUUGUUAGCUUGUUGUGUAUCCUUGGUUGCUUUAAAUAAUAUUAAUAUUAGCAAGUAAUUUAUUGUCGGCAAGCAUUGUUUGUUUGCCUUUUCAAAUUAGGAAUUUAAAGUUUAUGGGUGUUUCAUUAUGAUUAAUCUUUCCUGUUUGUUAUUUUUUAAAACAUAUUAUUAUAUACGAUGACGCAUGCCAUCUGAAAAAGUAUGGAAGCAAUCAAGUGAGAAGUCACUUGACUCCAACACCUGAAAGAAUGUCUGAUAUGAAAAUGGUCAUAGACAAGUUUCAUUUUAAAAAUCAUGUUAACAAGUGGUGUAAAGUACACUGUAAUCCAUAUGACAGUGAAGAGCUUACGGUAAUGUGGAAUCAUAUUUUCUUUCAUCUAUAAAUACAGUCAUAUUUCCAUUACUGUCACAAAUACUAUUUUCGCUUAAAGUCAGCAUAUUCUGUCCUUUAAGAUACCAAUUUUGCAGCUUACACACCACCAUGUUCACAGUCAGAGGGCAACCAUAUAGAGUAGGCCAAAAUAUUAAAAUUAUAAUUCUUAUAAUUUUGGAAACUCAUAAUGUCGAGAUGGAUACAUCAUGUGAUACUUAAAGUAUCCACCAAAUGGAUAAGCAUUGAAACAAAGUUGACAUUAACAAAUAUUUACCCUUGACAACAUAGCCUUAAAAGAAAUUUACAGUACAAAUUUGCUGAGGUGUUAUCUUUUUGUAUCUUUUAGCUACAUUGUCACCACAGACUACCCAAGAGCUAUCUGCAAAUGCACGCUGACCAUUUUUCUGCACUACGUAUCAGCUUCGAUAUUACAAGUACAGUACGUUAAACAACUUAAAAUAUAAAAGCCGAUAAAACGGAUAACUACGUAUCUACAUAUCCAGCUCUUUCAGGAAUAGAGAUUGGAAAUGGCGGAGUAUUCUGUGGUAAAGACGAAACAAAAAUCGGAAAAAACGUAGGGUAAAGGCGAAAAAACUCUUAAAUCCCUGUUGUUAUGGCACACGUUACCCAAAGGAUCACAGGUUCCGUCCACAAAGCAUGAACAUUCACACAGGCAUGUCCCAUGCAAAACGACACGAGAAUAAGGAGUCCGAAAAAGAUCGGUGUCUCUCGUUGCUUCAUCCCUUUUCCCAAGAGUUUACAUGCCUAAAAGAAGGAAACAUGAAAUUAGUAAACAAUGAAUUACUGUUAAAAAAGGAGAUUUGUCUAAAUGCGUUUUUUUAGCUUACCUCCUGUAUAGAUAGAGGACGGAGGUUCCAAUUGAUAUCAUGUUCAUGAAAAUCGUUAAGAUUUUAUCCAGAAGAUGAACAUGAUUAGCAGCCAUGUUGACCAAGCAAGAUUUCUACCCUGGCAGCAGAUACUGAGAACGAUAUACCGAGCGCACGUGCAAACAGUAGAAUGACAAUCAAACAAAAGUUGCUGAGUGUGUAAUUUGUCCUUUGAGUAUUUCAAUACCCUUCUUUACUACGGCAUUGCCAAUUGUUUAAUUGUGAAAACUAGAAGGUGGAUUAUAACACAAGGUAAAUGAAAGAUGUCACUGUUGUGUGUUUUGAGGAAGGGGAUAACGUCACAGGUAUACCCAUUUGGGACGAGAUAAUUUGGACCGGUCAAUGACAUGUGAAAAACAUUUGCAUUAACUUGAACGGUACAAACUGUACGCAUUGAUAUAAUUGUGUCUGUGCGGUCACAUGACUAUGACGUAGGUGAAAAGUUGGUUCCGCCAUAUUGGAGGAGUGAAAUCUGUCACGCGACUCCUCGCGCCUUGUAGCGAUGCCUUCGUUUUGUCUAAUCGUUGGAUGUUCCAACGAUAAAAAGAGACGUCCAGACCUUAGUUUUUGUAGGGUGCCUAAAGUUAUUACUAGUCAAGGCGAGCAGACGGAAAUUUUGUCGAAUGAACGGCGAACUAGAUGGUUAGCGGCCAUAAGUCGUGAUGACUUAACAGAAAGCAAGCUUGAGAACGACCGUGUUUGUGGAAUUCAUUUUCACUCUGGAAAAGCAGCUUCCCUCUGGGAUAAAUUCAAUCUAGACUGGGUGCCUAGCUUGCAUUUGGGCCACAGCAAGUUAAAGAGUUCAGACCAACAAGAGAAACAACAGGAAAGAGCCCAGAGAGUAAGAGAAAGACGUAAACGCGAGAGGGAGCGUGAAGAACAGGUUCAGGCUGUGAAAGAAAAAAAGGCAAGGGAAGAUGAAUCAGAAGCCCAUGGCGAUAGAAUCAGGGAUAUUUCUUUCGCGGUUCAAGAUGAAGAAGAUUUGGCAGAGGUUCCAGAGGAGGAGGAAGAGGGGAACAACAUGGCCACGCAAACUGAGCCAAGCGAACUCACGCAAUCACGGUCAACGCAAACCGAGCAGUGUGAUUACAUGUUUCGAACGCCUAAACCUUGGAUGCCAGAAAAAUCCACCGUAUUUGAACAGGAAUUUUUUGAGGGAGAUGACGGUAAAGUUCGCUUUUACACUGGAUUACCCUCGUGGGAAGUUUUAAUGAAAACAUUCUCCUUUGUAUCUCCACAUGUCAACAGACGCUCCCUGUCAUUGAGUAAAUUUCAGGAGUUUGUUCUGGUGUUGAUAAAACUACGACUGGCCGUCCCACACCAAGAUCUUGCUUAUCGUUUUGAUGUUUCUAGAACUGUUGUUUCUCGCAUUAUUGUUACCUGGUUAACUGUCAUGGAUGUUCGUUUAUCUCCUUUAAUUUCCUGGCCAAGUCGGGAACAGCUUCAAAGAACAAUGCCGAAAUGUUUCAUUGACUCUUUUGGUCUAAAGACAAGUGUGAUCAUUGACUGUUUCGAGAUAUUUAUUGAUAGGCCAUCCAAUCUUUUAGCAAGAGCACAGACCUUUUCGAACUACAAACACCAUAACACUGCGAAAGUGUUGAUUGGGAUAACACCACAAGGAACAAUAUCAUUUGUUAGUGAGGCCUGGGGGGGGCGCACAUCAGACAAAUUUCUUACAGAGAACUGUGGCUUUUUAAAAAAUUUACUUCCUGGGGAUCUUGUCCUUGCAGACAGAGGUUUCACUGUCCACGAGCAGGUGUGGUUUCACCAGGCAGAACUGAACGUCCCUGCAUUUACCAGGGGCAAACAACAGCUGGAUCCAGUUGAUGUAGAAAAGACACGUAAAAUCGCCAAUGUCAGAAUUCAUGUGGAGAGAGUUAUUGGAAUUCUGAGACAAAAGUACACAAUCUUACAAAGUACUCUGUCAACUGACUACUUAGCAUGUGAGGACAAGAGCAAAGCCCCACUGAUUGACAAGAUAAUUCGAGUUUGUGCUGCCCUUGUUAACCUCUGUCCUCCUAUUGUGAGUUUUGAUUGA
This is a messenger RNA of Porites evermanni, 7112 nucleotides long. The record is from the annotation of a GenBank genome assembly. NCBI's taxonomy places the organism in Eukaryota, Metazoa, Cnidaria, Anthozoa, Scleractinia, Poritidae.